Messenger RNA from Chenopodium quinoa (quinoa), 1137 nucleotides. RefSeq names its product F-box/kelch-repeat protein At3g23880-like. Bases 1 to 1137 code for a protein of 378 amino acids. The transcript has a single exon. The record is from RefSeq and is a predicted model, not a curated record. NCBI's taxonomy places the organism in Eukaryota, Viridiplantae, Streptophyta, Magnoliopsida, Caryophyllales, Amaranthaceae. Gene Ontology annotation, molecular function: protein binding.
AUGGAUUUAUCAGAGCCCAAGUGCUUGCCAUGGGAUCUAAUAAUAGAAAUAUUGGCGAUGUUGCCGGCGAAAACCCUUCUUAGAUUCAGAUGUGUUUGUAAAGCUUGGAGAUCUAUGAUCGAUUCGUCAGAUUUCAUCAAUAUGCAUCUUAAAGUUUACAAUACUAAUAAAAAUCGUAUAUUAGUGCAGGAGGCUUAUGGUGGCGGACGAUCAAGAACUUAUGCAAUAUAUUGUACUAGUGGCAUACGCCCUUUAACUAAAAGUGCUCAAUUAUAUGAAACAUCUAUAUCUUACACUCUCUAUAGUUGUUGUAAUGGGUUGAUGUUGGUGAGGCCGCGGUCGUCCUACCCGUGCCCCUGUCGAACUCCCUUCAGACUGUGGAACCCGUCUAUUAGGAAGUCUUUGCUUCUUCCCCUUUGCCCUUUGGUCUCCGCAAGAUAUGCUCUUGGAUAUGCUCCUUCUUGUAAUGAUUAUAAAGUGGUUGCUUUUGAACAAGGACUUAAAUCAAUAAGUGAUGUAGUAGAAGUACCCAUUGCUGUAUAUUCGCUCAACGAUCAUAGUUGGAAGAUGAAAACUAAAUCUGGGAUUUUUGCUCACCGAUUAUGUUUUUAUAGGAUGGAAAGACGAAGUGUUUUCUGUCAAGGGGCUGUAUAUUGGGUUGGAGUUUAUUAUUCAUCUGAAGCUCUCUAUCGAUUUGACUUCGAUACUGAGGAACUUAGGUUUUUGGAAAUUCCGGAUACCCAGAAAAAUGGAAUUUGGAUUAGGAGUUAUGCUAUCCUCCUCGGUGACUCAAUUGCAGUUUGCAGCUUAUCUUUGCAAAGGACUCGCAUAUGGAUACUGAAAAAGGAUGGUGCAGAGGAGUCAUGGAGUCUUUGGAUAUCCGGAGAUGGAUAUGAGGAUUAUUGCUAUCAAACUCAUUAUGUUCGCAACAAAACUGUACUUUUGAUGGGUUUCCAGAGCAUGAGCUCUUAUAAUUUCGCGAAUCAUCAAAGACAAGACUUAAGUAGUUCUUUUCAAGGUUUUUGUCAAUAUUUAAGUACGUAUGUGGAGAGCUUGGUGAUGAGCAAAGUAUCUAAAGGGCAGACUUUGACACCCCUUCCACAAAGAGAAACUGAUGAACUAAGAGAUGAUAAAUAA